AUGGAGUAUAUUUUAUGGAAUCGUAAGGAAUUUGACAUAAUAUAUAAUUGUACAGGAAUUAAUGUUGAUGAUAUUCCAUUUCAACAAAGAAGUUAUCCAAUAGCUGCAAUUAUCUGUAUAAUACUUGGCUGUAUAUAUUAUCCUUUAUAUUUCCCUUGUCUUUACUCUUUUUGGAAGAAUAGAGCCAAAAAUCCGUGUUAUAUACUUUUAAUUUAUCUUUCAAUUUUGGAUAUUUCCUUUCUUUGGAUUCCAACUUUUGUUUUUGGGAUUUUAAGUUUAAAUGGUGUAGUUUAUUGCUCUUCACCUUUCACAGAAUAUUUUUUUGGAUGUGUUAUUUUAUUUAAGUUUUAUUUUAUUUAA
This is a messenger RNA of Meloidogyne enterolobii, 360 nucleotides long. Lineage: Eukaryota; Metazoa; Nematoda; Chromadorea; Rhabditida; Meloidogynidae. The record is from the annotation of a GenBank genome assembly.